CAAAACAAAAUGCACAACAUUGAGCAGAUCCUGGCGGAGCUGCAGCGGUUCUCGUGGCCCGACUAUGCGGCAUUUGUGGCCAUGUUCCUGCUAUGCAUCUGCAUUGGCAUCUACUUUGGGUUCAUGAACAAGUCCGUUUCGGAGGCGGACUACAUGCUUGGCGGCCGCAAGAUGCUGGUGAUUCCCAUCGCCUUCUCCCUGGUGGCCAGCUUCAUAUCGGGCAUUACGCUGCUGGGACUGCCCACCGAGGUGUAUUCCUACGGCGUGCAGUAUCUCUACGUGGCCUGCGGCGUCGUUGGCAUGGGCAUUGUGAUGGGCGUGUUCUAUCUGCCGGUAUUCCACGAUCUCAACAUAACAUCCACCUACGAGUAUCUGGAAGUUCGUUUCGAUCGUAGGCUGCGCCUGUACGGCGCCAUUAUGUUUGCGGUUAUGAAUGUCGCCUAUCUGCCCAUCGUGAUAUAUGUGCCGGCGCUGGCCUUCAACCAGGUGACUGGCAUCGGUGUGCACACGAUCACGCCGAUUGUGUGCCUCAUUUGUGUGUUCUAUACGAGCCUCGGCGGGCUCAAGGCGGUGGUCUGGACGGACGUGGUGCAGGCUGUCUCCAUGCUGGGAGCCCUCUGCCUGGUGGCCAUCAAGGGUAGCCUUGACAUUGGCGGCGUGAGCGUUGUCCUGGAGCGUGCCUGGAACUCUGAUCGCCUGGAGGGGCCCGACCUCAGCAUAGAUCCCACAGUCCGUCACACGUUCUGGUGCCUGUUCUUCGGAGGAAUCGUGUACUGGACACAGACGAAUGCCGUCUCCCAGAACAUGAUCCAGAGAUACCUCGCACUGCCCACACUCGCGGACGCUCGCAAGGCGUUGUGCAUCUUCUGCGUGGGCGUCCUCAUCCUGAUGGCCCUGUGCGGCUACAAUGGACUGCUCAUCUAUGCCACCUACCAGAACUGUGACCCGCUCACCACCAAGCUGGCCAAGGCUCGGGAUCAGCUCCUGCCGCUGUUCGUGAUGGACACGCUGGGCGAAAUGCCCGGCAUGACGGGCCUCUUCAUAGCCGGCGUUUUCAGUGCUGCCCUGAGCUCGCUCUCCACCUGCCUCAACUCCAUGUCGGCGGUGGUGCUGGAGGACUUUGUGAAGCCAUACGUGAAGAAGCCGCUUUCCAGCUCGUCCACCAACUGGAUCAUGCGUCUGGUGGUCGUCGGUGUGGGUGCCCUGUGCGUCUGCCUGGUCUAUGUGGUGGAGCACAUGGGCACUGUCCUGCAGCUGACCAUGAGCCUGGAGGCCAUCACCAACGGCCCCCUGUUCGGCAUCUUCACCAUUGGCCUGUUUCUGCCUUGGAUCAAUGGGAAUAGCGCACUUUUGGGCGGCAUCAUGGGCGUCAUAGCCAUGUCCUGGGUGAGCCUGAAUGCCCAGUGGGCCAUCGCCUCGGGUGCCAUCAGCUACCACACGAAGCCGCUCAACAUUGAGCAGUGCGACUACAGAUUCAACCUCACCAGCACCACGACGAGUGCGGCCAACAGCAGCCUGCAUCUGGCAGGAUCGGCCACAGAGGACAUCUUUCCACUGUACCGCAUCUCGUACAUGUGGUACACGACCUUUGGCGCUUCCAUCACCAUUAUUGUGGCACUGAUCGCCUCUCUGGCGUUCGGCAGAAACAAUCCAAACAAAGUGGAUCCCGUACUGCUGACGCCCUGCAUACGAAGGUUCUUCAGCUUUGGCUGCGACAAGCCCCUGGAUGCCUACAAACCCGACAUUCCACUACAGCGCAAGCUCCGCAACGAUGAGGUGGCUCUCUGAAGUAUAAUACAUCCUGGAGAACACCGCACGCAGCAUCCAAUUGUAGAUAAUCCAUCAUUAAACGAAUUUUUUAACUAUUCACCCGAA
Drosophila obscura is the source of this 1875-nucleotide messenger RNA. It is a transcript of the gene bumpel, whose product is annotated as sodium-coupled monocarboxylate transporter 1. Bases 10 to 1788 code for a protein of 592 amino acids. Gene Ontology annotation, molecular function: symporter activity. The record is from RefSeq and is a predicted model, not a curated record. The transcript has 8 exons. Lineage: Eukaryota; Metazoa; Arthropoda; Insecta; Diptera; Drosophilidae. Gene Ontology annotation, biological process: transmembrane transport; sodium ion transport. Gene Ontology annotation, cellular component: membrane.